UCCUCCUCCGUUCGGCAUCCUGUGCCGGCCGCAGGCCGCCCGCCGGGCCUCGGUUGUUUUUCAACCUGCUGCUUUGCUGACUAACGCCUCCGCUUUCUGCCCGGCUCAUUCAUGUUUUAGCCCAUUUCCUGAGCUUUGAGGUGGUUUCUUCUAUUGCUUUCCCUCCCAGUAGAAGGCUGUUACUCAAGUCUCAGCUGUUCUCCUGUCAUUUUGACUCAUUACUUAUGGUAACGCGUGAUUAUCUCCCUGCUAAAUGUCACCAGCCUGUAAAGGUGUCUUGACUCUAGAGUUAUAAUACCAGGUCUGUAUCUCUGAGGAUGCUUAGGAGCCGGUUUUAAUUCCAUUGUGACAAGCAGCAAUUACAGAAAUAAUAUUGCUUUUGCAUAUCAUGAACUUGAUAACUGGAAGUGUUAAUUAAUUAACUAUUCUAAGGGAAGGAAUUGUCAACUUUGUGUCUGUUAUUUCCUGUGUGUAUUUAUUCUUGAUGAGAAAUAUAUACAGGUGUUGCCCUUCUUCCAGUCAUGGCGAAGCAUUCGUGGCUCAUCAGUCACUCUGAGGGCAUCAGCAAAGCCCUCCCUGCUGCGCCUGCAGCUCGCUGCGCGCUGCCGCUGCAGCCUGGGCUCAGACUGCAGCUGGAUGCAAGCAGCUGCCUCUUCCCUUGGAUCCACACGGAUCCACGGCAAUUAACUUCCUCGGGCCUCUGAGUGCUUUGCUUUGAGAGCUGAUCCUGCAGCUCGGAGGUGCCAGGGAACGCACUGGCACUGGCACCGGCGCGGAGGGUCGGGCAGCUCCAAGGCCGCGCGCGUGGCGGUGCUGCGGGGGCAGUCGCGGCACGCUGCGCCCGCUGGCUCGCCCCAUCCCACGCAGGAAAUGCGUCGGUGUGCGGUGCACCCGCUGGCAGCACGCACCAGGGCUCCCGGGGACGCUGCGCGCGUGUCCCGUGUUGCGGCUCUUCCCAGGCGGGAGGCAGUGGUGCAGCCCCGGGGGCCCUGGAGGGCCGCACUGCGCCAGGCUCCCUGGGCUGAGUCUGGCGUCCGUUAAGCAUCUGCUGUGCUGGGGCAAGACUCCGCGGUGUCACUCCUAGGUACGGUGUGGGACAGCACAGGGUCAAGUAGGCUGAGCAGUUAAGUUAGACGCUUCCCAGGUGGUUGGUUCUUAAUUUCUUUCUUUUAUGAGGACAGCAGAGCAGAAGAGCAGUGAGGCUUUGCUCCGCGGUUACACAGGGCUCUCCGAGGUGUGCCAGCAGCAUUACUUGUGCAGAGGAGGGAGGGAAGGGAAAGGGCAGCAGGUGUGAUCUGAGCAGGUUGUCCUGGAGGCACAAAGCACACUACUUUUAAAACACACAAUAAUAUGGAUUUAAUAUUACACAUGCAAAUGCUUGUUUUUCUCAGAUUUAACUCAUGAAAAAUGAAAAAUCACUUGUUUCCCAAAUAUUUUCUAUAUAACUGUUUAGGGUGUAAUUAAUCUAUAGUGUCAUCCCUUUGUUAUAUAUUAACUGAAUUCCAUGUUAGCUUUCCUAAUUUAACGCUUUUGUUUUAGACCUGUUGGUAUCUCCCAAAAUCCUGCUUGCUUGUUCAAACUCUGGCAUGUUGUUAAACACUCUCGCAAGCUCCUGCAAGUACCGCCUCAGACAGGGACGCCUCACCUUCCCCGCUCCUGUGCGUCAGCACAGAAAUCCCCCAGAGCUGCUCCCGCUCGCUUAGGAUUAUUAGCAGUUUCCCUGGAGCUGUGUAUUCAUUGCUCUGGGCUGGGAUCAGCAGCCUUUUAAGGCUGACUUUCCCCUUUUCAAACAGACAUUAUGUGCGCUGGAAGCUUCUGAUUGAUAGUUUUUCAAAUAUCGGUACAUGAGAAAGAGAGAGCUGUUCCUGCUACGUACGGAGCUGGGGCCUCCUCCCGUGCUUGCUGCCUCCUUGCCCAUGUCACGGGUGGGAUUUAUUUUGUUCCUAACCUGCUACGAAAAGGUGCCGCAUCGGGGCCAACCAGCCAUGACUCUCCCAUGACGCUGAAGUCCCUCGCGGUUAUCUGAGGAGCGAUGGGGUCCCGGCGGGAGCGGGCCCCCCCGGGCUGGACGCGCCCUUGCCGAUGCCUCCCUGGUGCAAGUCUAGUGCCACCAGCCCCCCUGAGCCACUUCGGUGAUCUUUCAGAGUUAAAGCUUCUGAGUUUUUAUCUGCUCUCCCACCUUUUUCUCACGUCAGCGUGCGAGGCCAGAGCAAUACAGUCGCAAACGCUGUGUGGGUGUCGGGACCUGAGUUCACUGCCUCCCCUGCGCUCACCACAUCCUCCUGUCGGCACAGUAAUACUGAUACAGCGGUGACGUCAGCUGCCGUUUAUCACUGCCCGUUCCAACACACGACAGCGCGGGCCGCGCACGGGCCGGCUCGGCUCCUCCGCGGUGCCGACGGGACCCGCCUGCUCCCGGCGCCGGCGCCCGCCUGCGGCAGCGGUUUGGCCAGGCCAGCCGUGGAGGUGCCGGAGGGCUGACAUGGACAGCUGAAAGGAUGGGGCAAGGACAUCCAGCCAGAACCAACAUGAGGAACAAACAGUGGCUCCAGAGUAUUUUCUUCUUCCUUUUAUUCCAGUACACUACGCAUUGUGAAAACCUCACGUGUUUCGUGGACUAUGUACAGACCCUGUCCUGCAUCCUGAAAAAUGACCUGGGUGCCGGUUCAUACAACCUCACUGCAACAUGGAUUCCUGAGGAAGAUCCAGAAAACACUGUGGCUGCCUGCAGUCUCCUUCAAUCAACGGGGAACACCAGCCAUACACAGUACAUGUGCACUGUGGACAUGACGGAACUCCUGGCAGAUAUCAAAGUCCAGGUGGAUGUUUCAGAGAUAGCUGAUAGGCAACACAUGAUUUCCAAAGGCUUUUAUAUGGGAGAGAACAUCAAACCGCAGCCGCCUUUCAAUCUCACCGCUGUGUUCUCAGAGGGUUACAAUAUUUCUUGGGAAACCAUCUACCAGAACUCUCCUUUUUACUUUUUGAAUGAGGAGCUGGAAUAUCAGCUGCGUUAUAAGAGAAGGAACGACACCUGGGAGACUCAGAAGACUAAAGCUGUCCAUGAGGACAAGCGAACGCUGGUCAUCCUGCCACAGGAACUCCAGGGAAACACUGAGUAUGAGGUCCAGGUGCGAGCCAGACCCCGAGAGGACACUGGCUACCGCGGAUUUUGGAGUGAAUGGAGUUCUCCGCUGACACUGAAAACCAGCCCUGCCGCAGUGACACAGAGAGCAGGCACAGGAUGGCUCCUGCUGUUUGCUGUUGUCGCAAUGAUCGCUGCCUCGGUCACAGCCUUUCUGGCCAAGCAGCAGAGCUUGUGGAAGAAGGUGGCCUGCAUCCCAGACCCUGCUUCCUUUUUCAAACCACUUUACCUGGUGCAUAAUGGAGAUUUCAAGAAGUGGGUUGGCGUAUCCCAUACCAAAAUGACCCUCGAUUUCUUUGAAUGGGGAAUAGUCCUUCCAGAAGUCCUAGAAGUUUACAGCGUGCGUCAUCCCAACAGCAUCUCACAGGAGGAGCUGAGUGAGCUGAAAAAGGAUCCACCGUGCAAGCCGUGCGUGUCUUGCCUGACUGCCCCAGGUCAGGAUAGCCAGUCCCCUCUGUCCAGUGUAAACAGUAGCAGUGGGACUCAGGACCGGUCAUAUGGGCAUUUGUCCAUUGAUACUGUGACUGUGGCUGAUGAAUUCACACCUUGUAACUCCCAGUGCAACUGUAACCGUAUGCACAGGGGACAUGAGCAUACCAAUGAUGGAGAUGGUAGUGCUGGAGAGACCGGUUACCCCAAGGUUAACGUUGAUGAUGACGAGAGAGAGAGAUCCAGCGACUUGCUUCUGGCUGACCUGAGCACACAGGACAAAAUACUUGCCUCGGGCUCUGUGUCCACAGACCACUUGAGGAGUGCAAGUGCCCCAGCUCAUCAGAAAGUAGAAAGGGCUCUGGAAAGAGGGAUGGGGAGUAUCCUAGAAGCCCUUUGUUUGCACCCUAAUCAGUGGGAUUUGGAAAAUCCAGCUUCUCUGCCUUCUCCUGAUGGUGAAAGUGUUUCCUACAGCGAAGGCUCCUGUGACUUUUUCCCUCAGAGUGCAAGGGCUGGUGACAGUUAUCCUAUGAUCUGCCUAGACUUGGACACUAUUGACAGUGGCUUUGUGGACUCAGACUGUGGGAGUCCAGUUGACUGUGAAUUUGAUCAAAACAGUCAGACCAACUGUGGGUCUCUCCCUCUUGAGCAGGAGGGAGAGGACUUCCCACGGAGCUACGUCAAGCAGUGGGUCUCCUGUCGCUCGGACAGCCCUGCCGGUGGGACACAGGCAAACUAAGGACUUGGUGUUGCCUUGCGGACAACACAACUUCCGUACUGUGCCAGCAGCAAAGUGUCAGCAAAAUUCAGAAAGAAAACAAAGUUUACUUUGUGUAAGCUGUAUUGCAUGCAGCUGAAAACUGUUAGGUCCAUAGAAAUAUAUGCCUAUUUCUGUUGCCACUUCUCCUGUUCAUGUUGCCAUGAUCCAUUUUUUUCAGCAUCUCAGGUCAAACACCUUCGUAAUGAGCUGCAAAAUUUAACUUCUUUCAAGCAGAAAAGCAACUGUACCUUGAAAACUGCCCUUUAGUUUAGACAAUGUGCGAAAUUUUUUGAAAGUAAGCUUAUAAAUAGUACAACACUUUAAAAUGAUUUUCCCUGCCAUUCUCACAUGGCUUGAGAGUUUGGAGGUAUAUGGAGCCUUAGAAACAUAAUCCAUGAUGAUCAUAUUUGUUACAUUAAAGUUCCUCUACCCUGUCCUAACAACACAGGUGUUGUUACUUUUCCUACCAAUAUCAUUGGCUCUUUAAACCCAGCAGUAACCACUUACAUUAAUCAUGAAGGGUCCCAGCCCUGUCCGUGGGUAUGAGCAAAAAACAGUUCUUGCAUCAUCAGAGAACUGAGCAUUCAAGAGACCAAACAGAAUUCUGGUUUCAGAAGGACUUUGCCUUUGCAGGUAGAGUCUACAAAUGAAAAUUCUUCAAAACACAUAUAAUUUCAGAGAAAUUGUUGCUACUAGGGUUUCCUGUUGAAUUAGCAUCUCAUCUAGCAAUUUCCAAGCACAUUAACUGUAACACUUAGUGGCUUUUAGAACUAUGCAGAAAUUUCAGGAAUGCUAUCUUACCUGGACGUGCCUGCAACUCCAUCUUCUGCGUCGGACCUGGGUCUGCUGCAGUUAAAAGGUCAGUAGCACAAAGCCUGGACAAUUUCUGCUAGCAAGUAAUGCCAGCCGUGAAAUGGCCAUUUGUACUGUAACCAUGAAAAUGUUUCCCUCUGGUGUCUCUGUACCUCUGUUUUGUUCUGGAUAAUUGUCUUUAAUAUGGUACUGAUAUUGAAUGUGAAGAGCUACUCCUUAUGUAGGCACAAUGUCACUAAUCCAAGGGAUGCUUGGCUGCCGGAGAAGAUCUUUUAUUGAGAGAACCUUUAUGGUGAACAGUGUAUAAUUCCAGCUCAGUAAUAAUGUGUUCUCGUUGUGAUACUAAUAAACUCUCUUCCCUCUCCCUCA
Dromaius novaehollandiae (emu) is the source of this 5513-nucleotide messenger RNA. It is a transcript of the gene IL21R, whose product is annotated as interleukin 21 receptor. NCBI's taxonomy places the organism in Eukaryota, Metazoa, Chordata, Aves, Casuariiformes, Dromaiidae. Gene Ontology annotation, biological process: cytokine-mediated signaling pathway. The record is from RefSeq and is a predicted model, not a curated record. Gene Ontology annotation, molecular function: cytokine receptor activity; protein binding. The transcript has 9 exons. The coding region runs from base 2499 to 4310 and encodes 603 amino acids. Gene Ontology annotation, cellular component: external side of plasma membrane.